CCAACUCUCAAGUGGAGUCCCCUCCCCUCUGGGCCCUGGCAAGUAGAUCUCGGAUCCAGAAACUGCAGGGUAAAAAGCAAAGUCUGCUUCAAGACCAGAGGCAGAAAGAAAAUCCACGCGAUCAGACCUCGGCUUGGUUCAGCUCCUCUCAGAAGGACUCUAGACCUCUGCUUCUUGUCUCUAAACAUCCGGGCCUGGAUUCUAGUGCUGGAUCUCUCCUUAGAGAACUUCUGCCGGCGGACAGCAACGUUUUUGUUUGUUUGUUUGUUUGUUUUUCUAGAAAGGAAGGGGUGACGGUCCAGGAAAGCCACUAACAUCGAAUCACACAUAAUAACUCCUCUUGAUCAGAUCAACAGCCACAAGGAUCUAUAUUCUUCUUUGGGGAUCUUCAACCCUGUUGAAGAGGAGAGGUGAAAUAGGAAUAUAAUCUGGCCAUGAGCCCCAAGAAAAGAAAGUAGAAGGCCCUUGUAAAUACUGGGUCAGUGUUCUGAGCCACAGUAUCCCAAGGCUGUCCACACCAGCAUUCCCGUGUGGCUCCUGGAAGACCCUGAAGCUUCACACAGUUAUCCAUGCCCUUUCCCGAUCUGCUUGUAAUAUAUGGACUUCAGCAACCCUCCUGAGAGUUACUGGCUCCUGUGUGCAGCUGUGACCUGCACCAUCUCCGACAGGGUCCAGUGCCGGGUGCUCGGGUGUGCAGGCAGAUGGAAAGUCUCCAUCUCCAGUCACAGUUACAUAAAUAGUUCUGAGAAAAGCAUGAUUUGCUCUCAUCUUCUACUCUGGGUUUGAGGAGUAUUAAGUGAGAUAAGGCAUUCGAAGGAACCAACUCAGAUUCACAGACACAGGACCUUCUCGCUGUGUACUUAAAGUCUAAGAGUGGAGGAAGAACCCGAGGAACAGCUUCCUCGGAGACCUUAAUAAAACCAGAGAGCCUCACCAGGGAGCUGAAAGGUCCACAGACAGCGUCACACGGAUCUUGUCAUGAAACCAUCACACAAGUCCUGCGAGGCUGCUCCACUACUCCCCAAGAUGGCAGAGACCCACUAUGCUCCACUGAGUGCAUCCUUCCCCUUUGUCACAUCAUACCAAACAGGCUGCAACAGUUUACCUGAGAUCAGCAGGAGCACGGAAAGAGCUUUAAGAGAAGGAAAACUACUGGAACUGGUCUAUGGAAUCAAGGAGACUGUGGCAACAUUGUCCCAGACUGCAGUAAGCAUCUUUGUGACUGGGGACUCAGGCAAUGGCAUGUCAUCUUUCAUCAAUGCGCUUCGAAUCAUUGGCCAUGAGGAAGAUGCCUCAGCUCCCACUGGGGUGGUGAGGACCACCCAGACACGGGCUGAGUACUCUUCAUCCCACUUUCCCAAUGUGGUACUGUGGGACCUGCCUGGCUUGGGGGCCACAGCCCAAACCAUAGAGGACUACAUGGAAGAGAUGAAUUUCAGCACCUGUGACUUAUUCAUCAUCAUCGUCUCUGAGCAGUUCAGCUCAAAUCAUGUGAAGCUGGCCAAGGUCAUCCAGAGCAUGGGAAAGAGGUUCUAUAUCGUCUGGACCAAGCUGGACAGGGACCUCAGCACGAGUGUCCUAUCAGAGGUCCGGCUCCUACAGAAUAUCCGGGAGAAUAUCCAUGAGAAUCUCCAGAAGGAGAGAGUGAAGGACCCCCCCAUAUUCCUGGUAUCCAAUCUAGACCCUUUACUACAUGACUUCCCGAAGCUCAGGGACACACUUUAUAAAGACCUUUUCAACAUCAGGUGCUGUGGACCCUUAAAGACCCUUUAUGGCAUUUAUGAGAAGAUCAUUGGUGAUAAAGUAGCUGUCUGGAAGCAGAGAAUAGGCAGCGAGUGCUUGAAGAAUUCUCUCGGUGUCAGAGAUGACGACGACAUGGAGGAGUGUCUGAAAAUGUACCGAUUGAUAUUUGGUAUACAUGAUGAAUCACUUCAGCAGGUAGCCCAGAGCAUGGGGACAGUAGUCAUGGAGUACAAGGCCAACAUGAAGUCCCAAAACUUCUCCACUCUCCGCAAAGAGGACUGGAGACUGUGGAUAAUGACCUGUUCGAUUAUGAAUGCAUUCUUCCGUUUGUUUAAAUUUCUCCCGUGCAUAUGCAGCUGUUUCAGACGCUUGAGACAUAAACUCAUGCUUCUCUUAGUUUCCCAGGACACCAAGAACAUCCUGAAGAAAAUCCUGAGUGACUCCGCAAAUCCCUCCGCAAAUCUAGUGUAAGGGUGGCCUGGUUCCCUUCUUCUCACAUGGAAGCCAGAUUACCUUAGGAUCCUCUUCCCUAGAGAUCUAUUUCUCCACUAGAAAUCAAGAGAUAUAAUAACGUUUCCUGUGAGGGUUUUAGAUUCUUUGAGAAGAGUUAAAGUCACUCAUUUCCCCUGCCUCCAUUCUAAUGCAUUGUUCCACUGAGGGACCGGAGACAAGUAGUGAUUAAAAAUCAUCGAUUGUGAUUCUUAGAUUUGGAAUAUAGAAAUUUUGCUUUCUGCUAUUAAGUGUGAUGUAUGUCUAAAUCAAUUUUCCCCUGAAACAAUAAAGUCGGUUCCUCCUCAUUAA
Messenger RNA from Arvicanthis niloticus (Nile rat), 2544 nucleotides. Its product is annotated as immunity-related GTPase family M protein 1. Gene Ontology annotation, molecular function: GTP binding; GTPase activity. Gene Ontology annotation, cellular component: endoplasmic reticulum membrane. Lineage: Eukaryota; Metazoa; Chordata; Mammalia; Rodentia; Muridae. The record is from RefSeq and is a predicted model, not a curated record. Gene Ontology annotation, biological process: autophagosome assembly; innate immune response; cellular response to interferon-beta.